UCCAGACGAGUUGUCUGGUUUACUUUGGACACUUGUGACAGGUGCCACACUUUGUCAACUCGCGGUGUUCGUCUCCUGGAAAAGAGCAGUUACGUGAGCGAGAUGAAUCGCCCAGCAUUAUCCAUCGUCGUCGGUGUCCUCUGUCUGCUGCCGUGUGCGUUGACCGAUCCGCGGCCAGAUUUUGGUGUUCAACCGAAAAUUCCUGCCAGUGACAGUGUGAACACUUCAUUCGUAGAUGCAUUCGGCCAGUUGAACGAUGUCCUCGAUCCGCCGAUCAACACCACACUGCAGAUCGACAAUGCGAAGCUGAAAGUGGUCUACAAAGCGAUCCAGGAAGUUCAAGGUCGAUUCAAAACCUUCUCAUCCGCCCUGAAGUACGAAGAGCUUUUCACAACCGAUAAUGGAACGACACUAGCUUUCGCUAACGUCAUUUCACCGCUCACUGCAAUGUUUAACUACCUUCUUAUAACAUUCGCAACAACCGUCACAACGCCCUUGGAUGAGAUUGGAUUCUUUGGCAUUGUGGACGAGUUGGCGGAUGAGUUUGUACGCUUUGGUGGCGGGCUGCCUCUCCUAGCGUCGCAACUGCAAGGACUUAAGGAAAGCCUGGCUAAAGCCGUACUAGACAACGGAAACAGCACCGUUAUGACGGUUGAAUUUUUGGGAAAAUAUGUGAAAUCAGCGGCGGUGUACAAGGUGGCGCGUGCUAUAAGGAACUUGGAAGCGUACACACCGGUUAUCACGUACACGCUCGAUACGGUCUACGAAAAUCUUCUGGAAGCGGAUCGUUUCAUCGAUGAACUACAAGCCGAGGUGAACAAUUUUGCCAACAGUAAUGGCAGUGAAUACACCGACGCCUACAAACUCAGCUCGGAUGCUGUGGAACUGAAGGCCUCGAGCGGUGUUGCUGUUAACCUGAACGUGUCAUCGAAUCUUAACACGGCACUCAGUGGUAAUGCGAAGUUCACAGCAACCAGCAAUGCGAGUACCAUUUUGGGCAAGCUCGAUGCUUUGGCCAAGAAGGAUACGUCCGUUGGCGAUGGGUUGCUGCAAACCGAAUUCAAUGCUACACUGGCCGCCAUUAAGAGCCUCGUUGGCUCCAAGACUGCGAAUGUAAACGUCACCACUGAUCCGACUGUGCAAGCUCUGAUCGACGUGUUGAUGGGUAACAACAAAGGCUUCGGUCGGUACUGUUAUCACAAGUACAAGGACCUCUUCUCUAACCUCUUCGACAAUGGCGUGAACAGUGGGUUCGAGUGUGUGGACAAGGAGACCGAACGAUUGGUCAAUCUGCAGGACAUCAUCGUGGAGCUGUUGGUUCAAAUCAAUUACGAUCUGGAAGGCAUCAGCGAGCAAAUUAGUCUGUGCACCGCGCUAUCACCUGCUCCGCUUAUCGAUUCAUGUGUAGCGGCGAUUUCCAGCUACUACGUGGACCUGUUUGUGGCAAUGGAGCAGAAAAUCAACACGCUGUACACGUUCGUAACGAGGGAAGCCAUCGCCAGCAGGAGCCGUCUGCUGAUCUGUUUCGAGCUGUCCUACUACCAGGUAGCCGCCGUGGAUGCAACAAUGAUCACCAACAAUGUGCAGGCUUGUGCAAGAGAUGGUCCUUCCGGUACCGAGGAAUAA
This is a messenger RNA of Anopheles aquasalis, 1626 nucleotides long. RefSeq lists its product as uncharacterized. The record is from RefSeq and is a predicted model, not a curated record. Lineage: Eukaryota; Metazoa; Arthropoda; Insecta; Diptera; Culicidae.